This is a messenger RNA of Echinops telfairi (small Madagascar hedgehog), 2533 nucleotides long. It is a transcript of the gene RALGPS1, whose product is annotated as Ral GEF with PH domain and SH3 binding motif 1. Gene Ontology annotation, molecular function: guanyl-nucleotide exchange factor activity. Gene Ontology annotation, cellular component: plasma membrane. NCBI's taxonomy places the organism in Eukaryota, Metazoa, Chordata, Mammalia, Afrosoricida, Tenrecidae. The record is from RefSeq and is a predicted model, not a curated record. The transcript has 19 exons. Gene Ontology annotation, biological process: Ras protein signal transduction; positive regulation of GTPase activity. The coding region runs from base 142 to 1806 and encodes 554 amino acids.
UACUGUUUGGCAAGCGACACGCUGGGAUGGUAUGUCCUAUUGGCCUGGGAAUUAUGAAGCCCAACAUGUAUUCCUGGACUUCUCCAGACGGGCUAUGUCACCAGCAGAGGCUGCCCUGAAGCUCCCUGUGGCCUGGAGACCAUGUACAAGAGGAAUGGUCUGAUGGCUAGCGUGUUGGUCACCUCUGCCACUCCACAGGGCAGCAGCAGCUCAGACUCUCUGGAGGGCCAGAGCUGCGACUAUGCCAGCAAGAGCUAUGAUGCCGUUGUCUUCGAUGUCUUGAAAGUGACUCCCGAGGAGUUUGCCAGCCAGAUCACAUUGAUGGAUAUACCUGUGUUUAAAGCCAUCCAACCAGAGGAACUAGCCAGCUGUGGAUGGAGUAAGAAGGAGAAACAUAGUCUUGCCCCCAACGUUGUGGCCUUUACCCGGAGGUUUAACCAGAAACUUCUAGAACUCAACAACCUUCAUUCUCUCAUGUCUGUGGUGUCCGCAUUACAAAGCGCACCCAUCUUCAGGCUGACGAAGACCUGGGCUCUUUUGAACCGAAAAGACAAGACCACCUUUGAGAAAUUGGACUACCUUAUGUCUAAGGAAGAUAAUUACAAGCGGACUCGGGAGUAUAUCCGCAGCCUGAAGAUGGUUCCCAGCAUUCCCUAUCUAGGGAUCUAUCUUCUGGACUUAAUCUACAUUGAUUCUGCUUAUCCUGCCUCAGGCAGCAUCAUGGAAAAUGAACAAAGAUCCAAUCAGAUGAACAAUAUUCUCCGAAUAAUUGCUGAUUUACAAGUUUCAUGCAGCUAUGAUCACCUCACCACACUGCCCCAUGUGCAGAAAUACCUGAAGUCUGUGCGCUACAUUGAAGAGCUCCAGAAAUUUGUGGAAGAUGACAAUUACAAACUAUCACUCAGAAUUGAGCCAGGAAGCAGCUCUCCACGAUUAGUCUCUUCCAAGGAAGAUCUUGCAGGCCCCUCUGCUGGCUCCAGUUCUGCGCGGUUCAGCCGGAGGCCCACCUGUCCGGAUGCCUCCGUUGCCGGCAGCCUCCCGACGCCCCCGGUCCCGAGACACAGGAAGAGCCACAGCCUGGGCAACAAUAUGAUGUGUCAGUUGAGUGUAGUUGAGAGUAAAAGUGCGACAUUCCCAUCGGAGAAAGCGAGGCACCUACUGGACGACAGCGUCCUAGAGUCCCGCAGCCCCCGCAGGGGCCUUGCCCUCACCUCCUCUGCCGUCACCAAUGGACUCUCCCUAGGCAGUAGUGAGAGCUCAGAGUUUAGUGAAGAAAUGUCUUCAGGGCUGGAAAGCAGGGGACGUCUCUAUGCCACCCUGGGGCCCAACUGGCGGGUUCCAGUUCGGAAUUCUCCUAGAACCCGGAGCUGUGUCUACAGCCCCACUGGCCCGUGCAUCUGCACUCUGGGGAGCUCAGCAGCAGUGCCCACCAUGGAGGGGCCUCUGAGGAGGAAGACCCUGCUCAAGGAAGGACGGAAGCCCGCGCUGUCCUCGUGGACCAGGUACUGGGUCACGCUCUCAGGGUCCACACUCCUGUACUAUGGAGCCAAGUCCUUGCGGGGCACAGACAGAAAACACUACAAAUCUACUCCUGGCAAAAAGGUCUCCAUCCUGGGCUGGAUGGUGCAGCUGCCCGAUGACCCCGAGCACCCCGACAUCUUCCAGCUAAAUAACCCCGACAAAGGCAAUGUUUACAAGUUUCAGACUGGCUCCCGCUUCCAUGCAAUACUGUGGCACAAGCAUUUGGACGAUGCAUGUAAAAGCAACAGGCCUCAGGUCCCUGCGAACCUUAUGUCGUUUGAGUAAGUCUCUGCGGGACUUGGCAUGACUUCAAAGGCUGCUGGGCUCGCCGGCCUGGGACUAGUGCAGAAGAGCAUGCCCUGGGCACAGGCUGUUGGCCAGGCUGCAAGGGAAGUCACCGCCCCCAGACGCAAGGGGACUCGGCCCACAGCCACACCGCCUCAGCGGACUCUGCUGGUGCAGGAUCCACCUGCCACCCCCCAGCGACUCUCGUGACACUCACUCUGUAGCAGCACCUCGAGGGGCCGUGGCUGGACCCCAGACUGCACACCUCCCUCUCUGGACCCUCGUCCACCAGCUGCCUGCUGCGACGAGAGAGCAUUUGGCCCACGUUGGGUUCCCAGCUUUCUACUGCACAAAGAGUGGACAGCAGAAACCUGCGAGAGGGCCUGAGAGGAGGGGACAGGCUGUGGAGCAGGCUUUUUACACCCCAAGUGCACGGGGUGGCUCGCCCACAGGGCUGCCUCAGAUUUUGUACAACCCCCGAAGCGUCCUCUGCGUGUGCGUGCUGUGUGUGUAUGCGUGUGUACGAGGAGCGAGCGAGUCAGUACUGCUCUCUGAGAAACAUGCAUUUUGGCACAAGACUUGUGACAUCUCACACUUCAUUCGCAUGGAGGCACGUUCAGCUUCAGUUCUAGCCUUGUCUGCCAAGGAAGGUCAGCGCGAGAGCCCAGCUGAUUUCUGUGUUAAGGGUCCCUUGUGUUCUUUGACUGUAAACAAACAAUGCCUUAAA